This is a messenger RNA of Funneliformis geosporum, 720 nucleotides long. The record is from the annotation of a GenBank genome assembly. NCBI's taxonomy places the organism in Eukaryota, Fungi, Glomeromycota, Glomeromycetes, Glomerales, Glomeraceae.
AUGAACUCUUAUGCAAACACGAAAAAAACGGCAAAAUCCAGAUGGAAACUACUUCGAUCGGUAAUCAUAUCAUCAUCUAAUACCCAACAUGAGAUUAAUACAACGAAUUCAACAAAAAGGCAUAAAGAAUUUAAUUUAUUUCCUCGACGAAAAAGAACCUUAACCAAUAACGAUAAUAUACCACAAUUGGAAGAAUGGUUCACAUAUGAUCUUUAUGAUCAUGUGAUCUUGAAUAUUAGGAUCAAAGUUCCUAGAACAAUCGAUAUAAAAGCAACUUUUUCUUCUGAAUACUCUGGAUUUUUGAAUACGGGUAAUUUAUGUAUUUGGCCAUCAGAAGAGGAACUCUUCUCUGAUGUGGAUAUUUGUUCCAUGCAGAUGCUUUGGAAUAAGAAUACCGUAUACGACAUUCAGUGUAAUAUUGUCAUAUGUGCUGACUGUACUUUUGAUAAAGAAACACAUCCGCACCUUCUUCAUGCUAUACGUUCAGUUCUAAAAAAAUCAGACAAAAGCUUGUUUAUUCUAUGUGCACCACGACGAGGUGAUAGUCUACAAGCAUUUGUCACGUUGUUAGAAACAACCAGUGAAUUCCGUAUCGAAUUGUUAGAAAAAUAUGAUGAGAUAGUAUGGAAAUCUCAUGAGAAAAGUCUAAAAGAAGAACAAGGUUACUAUGAUACGGACGCUCAUUAUCCUCUAAUUGUACGAGCUUCUUGGAACUUAUAA